GUGAAUUAAAAAAUUAGCAAAAUAGACUAGUUACAAUUACCAUAAUACAAUCAUUGCCAUAAUUAUUAUAUUUAUUUACAUUUAAUUUAUAAUUAUUGUUAGCAUUGAAUGCAAAAUCAAUUGAUUCAUUCAAUUAGAGACUAAAUGGCUAUUGAUUUGGAUGCGGACGACGAGUUGACAGCACUGCACCUGGAGUUUGAAUGGCUUCUGACCCAAGAGGUGAACACUAUAUUAACUCAAUUGCAUUCAAUUAUUCUGGAGUGUUGCCGUCGAUUUCCGGUUCACAUCCCAGGCCUGGAAUCACUGGUGAAGACCGAAAAGUUUCAGUUGAACUCAACCACACAUUUGGAUCAAAUCAAGAUCUGUGCCACACUUUCAGCAGAUAAUAUAUGCUAUGCUGACAUAAACCUUCGCCUCCAUAAGCACUCGAAUCCCAAUCAGAGAACUAUUGUUCAAAAUGACUGUCAAUGGAAACUGCACCAGAUUCAAGACGCGUCUAACCAUCUAAUGUCUGCCCUUUACUUACUGUCUUCGCCUCCUCUAAGAUUCGAUCGAAAGGAAAGCAAAUUUGACUUCAAAUCGGCUCAAGAAGUGAUUGAGAUGAUUAAUAACAUAAUGAGUUGCUUACAAAGGGGUCGAAACAGUCUUAUAGUACCGAAAAAGCGCACAAUUGAAGAGUUGCAGAGCAGUAGGAAUAUGCAUUCCCUUCAGCCGCCACUUCCAAACGAUCUCGCGGUCAGCUUUUACAUCCAGUCCCACAAACUGGUGUGCGCUGUGUAUCAUAUGCUGAAAGACCAUUCCUCCGGUCAACUCAAGUUCGAUAUAUUCCAAGCCGAGACAUCAGUUCCAUGGCUUAGCGAAGCACUGGUACUGUUCACAGUUGGCCUCCAGUUCUGUCAACAGCUUAAGGAUAAAGUUUCAGUUAUGGCGUCUGACUUCUUCUACCCCAACACGGGUGGUGUCGAGAGUCAUAUCUAUCAAUUGUCUCAAUGCCUCAUCCAAUUGGGACACAAAGUCAUAAUCAUUAGCCACGCGUACGACGACCGCACGGGUGUGCGAUAUAUGACCAAUGGUCUGAAGGUGUAUUACCUGCCGGUGUGGGUGGUGUACAACCAGUGCACUCUCCCCACCCUAUUCACCACAUUCCCUUUGGUCAGGUAUAUCCUGAUCCGAGAGCGCAUAGACAUAGUUCACGGCCACUCAGCCUUCUCGGCAUUGGCUCAUGAGGUGAUGUUUCACGCGAAGACACUGCACCUCAAGACUGUGUUCACCGAUCACUCGCUCUUUGGGUUCGCCGACUCCAGUGCUAUCAUCACCAAUAAGUUGCUCCAAAUCCUGUUAGCCAUCUGUAACCGAGUCAUCUGUGUCUCGCAUACCGGCAAAGAGAACACAGCGCUGAGGGCUGGCGUCGACCCGAACCGCAUAUCUGUGAUCCCCAACGCCGUCGACACCGAUAUAUUCAUGCCGUCCACCGAUAAGCACACCACUCAUCCCAAUACCAGAGUGGACCUAUUGGCGGGAGUCAUACCAAUCAUUUGCCACAAAUACAGUGAUAUCCGGUUUCUGAUUGGCGGCGACGGACCCAAGCGUAUAGUGAUUGAAGAGGUGGUAGAGCGGCAUCAGCUCCAGGAUAGGGUCACUCUAUUGGGUGCCAUCAAACACGACGACGUGAGGGAUGUUUUAGUCCAGGGGGAUGUCUUCCUCAACGCCUCCCUCACCGAAGCCUUCUGUAUGGCUAUCGUCGAAGCGGCCGCUUGUGGUCUACAAGUGGUGAGCACUCGAGUCGGAGGAAUACCAGAAGUGUUGCCCAAAGAGAUGAUUUGGUUGACUGAGCCAUCGGUGAGGGGCCUAUUGGACGGACUCGAGAGAGCGCUGGCAGAUAGGAGUGCAGGGAAUGUCAUCUCUCCCUUCGAAGCGCACAAACGCGUCAAAAGCUAUUAUCAAUGGGAAGACAUCGCGAAGAGGACUCAAAAAGUAUACGACUCUGUGAUCAAAGACCCGGUCGACCACUUGGGCCACAGAUUGCAUAAGUUCUGGCAGUGCGGACCGGUAUUCGGCGCCGUAUUCAUAGUGUUGGCAGUCGUUGAACACUUUCUGUCUGUACUGUUUGCACGACUGGUUCCCAUAGACUCUAUAGAUAUCGCACCCGAACUCACAAUCAAGAACUUUACCUCACAUUCCAUGGAUUCCUCAAACAAUGUUUGCCAUUCAAUGCCUGACAAUAGUUCCCAAAAUGGCCACAACUUGGAAGGUGGCGACGGACUCAUUGUCAACAAAAGGCUUUCCAAAGACUAG
This is a messenger RNA of Oppiella nova, 2295 nucleotides long. The record is from the annotation of a GenBank genome assembly. NCBI's taxonomy places the organism in Eukaryota, Metazoa, Arthropoda, Arachnida, Sarcoptiformes, Oppiidae.